Lytechinus variegatus (green sea urchin) is the source of this 5775-nucleotide messenger RNA. RefSeq names its product frizzled-2-like. Gene Ontology annotation, cellular component: plasma membrane. The transcript has a single exon. Gene Ontology annotation, biological process: non-canonical Wnt signaling pathway; canonical Wnt signaling pathway. Bases 277 to 1971 code for a protein of 564 amino acids. NCBI's taxonomy places the organism in Eukaryota, Metazoa, Echinodermata, Echinoidea, Temnopleuroida, Toxopneustidae. Gene Ontology annotation, molecular function: Wnt receptor activity; Wnt-protein binding. The record is from RefSeq and is a predicted model, not a curated record.
AUAAUACACUUGCCCUCUGCUGUGGUUGGGGUGCGAGCGAAUUGAGAAGCCAGCCUGCCGAUCACCGUCUACGAGCAUUCAUACACACAAGACCGGGCUUGGUUGUUGGUGCGACGAUUUUGGUACCAAGCUGAUGCCUGGUCGAACGCCUAUCUUACCGAGGGAGGAUACAAGCUUCAUCUUGAGGCCAAAUACUUUCAUCAUUUUGUCGAAUUUCUACCUGUAUUGAAGGAGAUCUGUAUUAUUGGAAUACUGCAGAAGAUAUUCAGUGUGAAGAUGGGUUGGUUGAUGAGAGGAAAUCGGCAUAUUGCCGUCGAAUUUUCAUUGACAUUGAUGGUGGUGCUUUUUCAUUUUGGCGCUGCCAAUGCACAACAGUUUGAUUACAACGAGGGUAUUACACACGGGCGAUGUGAAGCCAUAACAAUCCCGUUAUGUGAGGAUAUGCCGUACAACAUGACGAUCAUGCCAAACCUCUUGAAUCAUCAACACCAAGAAGAUGCUGGUCUUGAGGUUCAUCAAUUCUAUCCUCUCGUCAAAGUACAGUGCUCGGAGGAUUUGAAGAAUUUCUUGUGCUCUAUGUAUGCUCCAGUGUGUACAGUGCUCGAUUCGGCAUUACCCCCGUGUAAAUCGCUGUGCCUGAGUGCCAAGAAUGGAUGCGAAAGCCUGAUGAACAAAUUUGGGUUUUCGUGGCCUGCGAGUCUUUCCUGCGACCAGUUUCCAGAAGCAGGAUUGUGUUUUGAUCGGAAUCGUACUGAUGAACGCAUUACCAUACCCUCCACCAAACCCCCAAACACUACCAAGUCGACCGAACCGUCGGUCACUAAAAAUGUUCCAUUUACUUGCCCUCUCCAACUGACGGUGGAUAGUGAUUGGGAUUACACAUUCAUGAGGGCCCAAAAUUGUGGUGCUCCUUGCAACAUGUACUUCCACACCCCUAGAGAACAGAACUUUGCCAGAUACUGGGUAGGAUGUUGGGCAUUUGUCUGUGCCGCCUCCUCACUGUUCACUGUCCUGACUUUUCUCAUUGACCGCAGCCGAUUCCGCUACCCAGAACGACCCAUCAUUUUUCUCUCCGGAUGUUAUUUCGUGAUCUCGGUGGUCUUCAUCGCAGGAUUCUUUUUGGAAGAUAAAGUUGCAUGUAACAGACCGUACCUUCCUGGUGGGGAACCUACUUUAGUCCAGGGCGCAAAGCAACAGUGGUGCACCAUCCUCUUCAUGUUACUUUACUUUUUCCAGAUGGCAUCAUGUUUGUGGUGGGUUCUCCUCAGUCUCACAUGGUUCCUAGCUGCAGGACUCAAAUGGGGCCACGAAGCCAUCGAACGUAACUCCCAAUACUUCCACUUCGCUGCCUGGUCCAUUCCAGCCGGGAAAACUAUUGGAGUCCUCGCUACUGGCCAAGUCGACGGCGAUCCCCUUUCAGGAGUCUGUUAUACUGGAAUUCGCGAUAUGAAUGCAUUGCGGGGUUUCAUUCUUGCACCACUCUUUGUUUAUCUAAUUAUCGGAUCAUUUUUCCUGUGUGCUGGAUUUAUUGCAUUGUUCCGAAUCAGAACUUUCAUGAAAAGCGAUGGCAACAAGACGGAUAAGCUAGAGAAACUCAUGAUCAGGAUCGGUAUCUUCUCAUUGCUUUACACCGUCCCAGCCACAAUUGUCAUUGGAUGCUACAUUUAUGAACAAGCAAAUAGGGAAUUAUGGGAAGUGUUCUGGAAAUUAGGAAAUUGCCACCGCCUAAGCUUCGCAUGCCCCCAACUUCAAGAUUUGCCAAAGUGGUUCCCUGUAGAAUUUGUACAAUCUCUCAAUUUGCCAGGGCCAGACUAUCUUGUUUUUAUUGUUAAAUAUUUGAUGAUGCUUAUUGUGGGAAUAACCAGCAGUGUUUGGGUUUGGUCAGGCAAAACCAUGAGAUCGUGGUCACAGUUUUAUGCAAAACUAUGUAAUUUUUCUUCGCAUCCUAAAGGGGCCCCGGCCAACGUAUGAUCUUCAGUGAAUAAAGUAUUAGGUGUGGACAGCUUUAUGGAUUUGUACAAAAACAAUUUUAGAUUUGACAUGGAAAACUAAUAUGAAAGUUUUGAAUCUCCAUGAUAUAAAGUGAGGUUUAUGAUUCGCUCGACCCUGUUCUGUUUAACCGAUCCUUGAUGCAAAUAUGCGUGUAAAAGUAAUAGAAAAGGAAGUCAUUUUUGUGUCAUUUCAUCAAGGUUGUCAACAGUAAUGGUUGCCAUGCUAACUGCUUCUUGAUCAUAAACAAUGUUGAAUUGAAUGACAAUGUAAUGAUGUGGUGAUGGUGAUCCCCAUUAACCAUGGGACUGGUCGUCAUUGAUUUUGAUCAUAGAUUGACCGAGCUACAUUGAUUGAAGUACAUUUAUGGCCAAGUUGUCCAGUAAAAUAUGAUGUCUUUCAUGUGGCAUGGUAAAUCCAGAGAGGCAGGGGUUUCUGAUCAUUGGGUGAAAGAUGAAAAAUAACUCUGUAUUCUUUUGUUUCUCUCAUUCAGCUUGAUAAACAUACCUGUAAACUCUUGUGGGUUGAUAUUAAGAGACAAAGUUCUUUAAACUCCACUGUUAAGGUGCUGUAUAUUACAGCUAUAUGACAGCUUUAACUUAUUUAAUGAGAACUGGCAUUUCUUUUAUAUGAUUUUUGUUUCUAUUUAAACUCCCAGAGAAUCUGAAAUAAAUUUUUUGCCAUUAUCAUUUUAGUUUCUUUGGUCUUAAUAUGACAUAAUUCAGUACCUGAAAGCAUCAAGCAAUUUCUUUCUGUGGCGUAUAAUUUUCUUCAUUUUUUCGUUUUAUUUCUGUUUUAAGUGGGCACCAAGUCCGAAUCUAACCAAAUAUAGGUCAUGACAAAAUGUAGAGUAUCUAUACAGAGCUGCCAUAGUGCAAACUGUAUUACUACUUGCUCUAUAGUUUUUUUUUCAAGCACAGCAAGUUAUAAUUAAGUGUUGCCAAUUUGUAUACAGGUACUUGCAUUCUGCUUACAAAGUAUUAUUGUUUCAUAAACUGUAUGUAUCUUGAUAUGCCUUUGUAAAUAAACAAUUUAUGUACAAAAAAAUGUAUAGCUAACAGAAAAUGUAAACAAACUAUGCUAGAAAAUGUACACUUGAAAUAAAUGUCAACUUUAUUCAAGUUGAUGUGUUGACAAUUUGAUAUAUGUCGUAGGAAAGCUGUAGAAUUGCAUGAUGGUUUUUAUGUCAAGUGUAGGGGAAUACUGCUCAUCUUUUAACAAGGAAAAUGUUUUGAUAGUUUUACAAGGCAAAUGUUUUCUCCUUUUUUAAUUCCAUUAAGAAUAACAGUACUGUUAAAUUUUAACAUUUAAAGUGAGACAAUUGUAUGUACAUGUAUGAAGGAGCAAUUAUUCAUUUGGUUCUAAAUUAUUCAGUGCAAUUAAUGCAUUGUCAAAAAAAAUGAUGGCUGAAUCUGGGAUGGGGCAUAGUUCUGUAUACUCAUUCCCCCUUCUUUUCCCUUAAAAUACAAAUUGAUUUCAAAGUUAUGAUAUUGCAGUACAUUUUUUAGUAUGGUGUGCUAUUAUUUGGGGGACAUUUUAAAAGAAUUUCAGUAGAUUGCCUCUCAUGCUUCACUAUGUUCAUCAUUUGUCAUAAAAAGUAUACAAAGAACAAAAAAUAAUACAAUUUAGUUUUAACCAUGCUUGCCUGCGAUUAAUAUUAUGUGAUGUUGAAAAAGAAGUUUGCUAUUUGUCACUUAAUUUUGUUGAAUGUAAUGUCUGCCAAGUUACAAUGCAUUCACACAUGUCUGACCAAACAGUCAUUGUUAAUGGAAUCAUUUCUUAUGAAGGCAUCCAAUAAUUGUUCUUGUUCUGUUGUUUUUUACAACUCAGAUCAAAGGAUUGUUAUGCACCAGUAUAGUCACUUUCUUGAAUCAUGUAUUAAUGCUUUCAAUUUUCUUCAUAAAAGAGUUUUGCUGGAUUUAAAAAAAGGUGUUCUUGAUUUACAUGAAUGAGUUAUUUGGGAAUCUUGUGAGUAAUAUACAUUUAGGAGUUUCAUUUUUUUUCCUCCCAGACAAUGUAUGAACUACUGUACAUGUGAUAAUUACUUCAAGUGUUAUGUUUCGUUUUUCAUGUCUUGUUAAAUGAUAUUUAAUGAAAAUCACAUUUUACCCUUUUUAUUUGCAAAGCAAACAAUGUUGAGGUCUGUUGUUAGACAGUUGGGUUUCACAAGCCUUUAUGUAACUGUAUUCUAGCUAUGGGGUACAUUGUCAUAAUCCUCACAAGUAAUGCGUACAUGUAGUUUGAACAUCAAUUAAAUCUAGAUGAUUUGACUUUUCCAUGAAAAAAACGGAAAAUUUCCAUUGAAAAGCAAGUUUCGGCAUUUUGAAGGUUGAAUCAUUUCCAUGAGCAGUAGAUGGAAAUGUGAGUAAUUUAUUUAGCAUUAUGAGUCCACUCUUUGUGUAUACACACAUUACUGCAAUUUUUCAUAUUCAAUUAAUGCAUUUUAUUUUUAUCUCAAAAGGCAAGAAUAUAUAAUUUCUUUUUACAAAGAAUGUAAAGAUAAUCAUAAUCGCUUUUAUGAAUACAAGGGAGAGAUGAUCCUUGCACAUCUGAAAUAUUUCAUAUUUCAUGUAUUAUUUUUUUACUAUACAAAUUUAGAGUUUGAAAGAUUACAUAGCUGACUCACUAAUUUGCAUAUAUCUGCCUGUCUUUAGUUUGCAAAAUGAUACAUUUGAAAAUUACAGCUUUUUAUCUGAUAUUUUGUCAAAAUUUAAUUGAUAAUUUUUGGCUACCGUAUGUAUUUAAAUCAACUUUUGGGUUGGCCGAUCUUUUAAAACGUUGAUUCAGUUCUAAAAUUGGAAAGGAAAAGAUGCACAUAAAGGAAAAUAAACAAUUGUUCAUGUUACCUUUAUCACUUACAGUAGAAGACUCUUUACAGAGGAUUGCUCUUCAAAUAACAGUCAGAAAAUUUCCAGACUAUGACCCUCCCCCCAAAAAGCUGAAAUUUUGGGGCUUCAUGCCUACACCCCAAAUGUAGGCAAAAAGUGAGUCAGUUUCUUAUUGCUUUGGUUACCCAACACAAACAAUGUUAUUGACGUAAAUAGAAGUGUACCUGCACAAGUGCACAUUAUUCAGACUUUCCCAAAUAAUGACUUUUUUUCAUAAAUUUCACCCAUUUAAAAUCAUGAAAACUACAAAAAGUGAUCUUAAUUAGGCCCUAUAAUAUUUGGUCCAUGUCAUGUUAAGAGUGUAAUGUUGUAUGAAUUUCCAGGCAGUCUUUGCAGACAUUUUAAAUAUAUUUUAAAGGUUAUUAAACCUACAUGUGUAUGCAAAUGGUGCUUUUAAUUGUUGGCAAAUGAAAACAUUUUCUCUACCUGUAUUUUGUAUGUUACUUGUUAGUUACAUAUUUCAAACCUUUUGAAAGUUAUGUUUUUAUCACAUGUAAAUUUGCAACAACAAAAAAUUGUAAGUGGGACCACUUUUGAAUUUUUGAUUUGAUGAGAAUUCAAAACUUUCAAAAUUUAUCUGAGUCAUCCUUGUAUUUUUGCCCCUUGUAUUUCACUGCACUAUGCAUGUAUUCUUGCAUAUUUGUUUUUCAUUGUUUUUUUUUUACAAAAGGCAGAUUGAUUAUGUCAAGAAUUAGUACAAGCAUCGUAAGUUUCAGUCCACUUUGUACAAGAUUCAGUGUUAUGUGACCGAAUCACCCAUGAGAACGCAAAUAUGUUCUACAUUUGUAUCACUUCUGUGGAAAAAUUGUUUUCUUGGUUCUUUAUCAUUAAGAUUGUUGAUGUUUAAAAGGAAUAGAAAGAUAUGUGACAUUAAAAACGCAAACAUUUCUUGUAUUUA